Cuscuta europaea is the source of this 511-nucleotide messenger RNA. The record is from the annotation of a GenBank genome assembly. Lineage: Eukaryota; Viridiplantae; Streptophyta; Magnoliopsida; Solanales; Convolvulaceae.
CUAGCUUCAUACAAACAGAGCUUUUGCCUUCAAUUAAAACUUCCUACAAAAAUAUGGCAAUCAGUAUGGGACACAUCCUCCGUGGUAAACAAGGCCUCAGAAGGUCCUCUUCAAGAACAAACAGAGAGAGUGAGGUUCCUAAGGGUCACUUUGCAGUUUAUGUAGGCAAGAGCGAGAAGAAGCGCUUUGUCAUUCCAGUUUCAUACUUGAAAGACAACUCAUUCCAAGAAUUGCUAAGUCAAGCUGAAGAAGAGUUUGGCUUUGAUCAUCCCAUGGGUGGACUCACAAUACCUUGUCCGGAGGAUACCUUCAUCGACAUCAUAUCUAGUAUGAGUAGAUCUUGAUAGACUUUAGACAACAUCGUAGGUUAUAUAGUUAGUCAGUAGAACAAUUUUGGAGAGCGAAUUACUCUUGUACAUAAUUCUAUGUCUUUUUUCGGGAAUUUUUCCUCUUGAUAUUGGAACAUACAUUUUUAUUUUAUCAGCACUUUUUCAUUCAUUACUUAUCCUCA